Stegastes partitus (bicolor damselfish) is the source of this 1857-nucleotide messenger RNA. It is a transcript of the gene susd2, whose product is annotated as sushi domain containing 2. The coding region runs from base 1 to 1857 and encodes 618 amino acids. The transcript is spliced from 12 exons. The record is from RefSeq and is a predicted model, not a curated record. Lineage: Eukaryota; Metazoa; Chordata; Actinopteri; Pomacentridae.
AUGGAAAGAUUCAAAGCAGUAAUAUUUGUCCUUCUGGUUUCAUGUAUCUGCAGGACUUUAGGACAGUCAUGUCAAGGAUUCUGUGAUAUUGAUUUAGGCGCGUGUUCAUGCGAGCCCACAUGUACAUCUCUGAAGACCUGCUGCACAGAUUAUAGAGAGUACUGCGUGAAUACCUUUCCAUAUUCUGGGACCAUUUUUGGUGGAACAGAUUUUGUUGUCCUUGAUGCAACUUUCAAUCAGAGUUCUCAGAUUAUAUGCAGGUUCGACGAUAGUAUCGAUACUUUGGGAUAUGUGGAUGACACAAGUAGAGGCCAUUGCAUCUCCCCUUUGUUAUAUGAAACAGGAUGGGUUUCUUUGCACAUCUCAGAUCACGGCAUGAGGUUCGACAGAGUUGGAUCCUGGCUCUCAGUUCACAGCGGCAAAGUCGAUCCCAAAUUCAAGGCGAAUCUGGUCAACUCAACCAAAUGGCAGUAUUAUGGCACACCUAAUGUUGGAGGCAGUCUUGAGAUGACCUGGAAUACCUCUUUAGUCAGAGCCGAUAGGGUCAACAUCGAGCUCUGGGGAUACAAGGAGACAGGGGAGCCCUAUUCAGACAACUGGCAGGGUAGAUGGGAGUAUCUGUACUCACUUGCAAAGCAUCAACCCAACAGCGGCUCCUUCAGCUUUGUGCCCAAACCAGCAGGGAACGGAUUUUCAAGCUGGGAGCUGGGAUCUGUGCGCGUCAGCCCCAGUACCUACCCUGAUGGCACGUGGAAUGUCCAAGCUGCUUGGACUGAGGAUCACGCUCUGGCCUGGCAUCUGGAGGAGAAAUUCAGGCAGGACUCGGCAGCUUGGGCCCUGGAGAAAUGUUUAGCAUGGGACCUGCUGGAAGAAGAGCUGCCCAACUUCCUCAAUGAGAUCAUAGACUGUCCCUGCACCUUGGCUCAAGCCAGAGCAGACACCGGGAGGUUUCAUACUGACUAUGGCUGUGACAUAGAGAAAGGGAGUGUGUGCACCCACCACCCUGGGAGUGUUCACUGUGUGAGGGCGAUACAAGCCAGCCCCUCAUAUGGAGCAGGACAGCAGUGCUGUUAUGACAAGAACGGUACUCAGGUCCUGACAGCAGACUCAAUCGGGGGCAGCACUCCAGACCGAGCACAUGACUGGGGCUCACCUCCCUUCAAAAAACCUCCUCGAAUCCCUGGAUUCUCUCACUGGGUCCAUGACGUUCUGAGCUUCUACUACUGCUGCCUCUGGUCUGACAACUGCAAAUACUACUUCAAACAUCGGCCCUCCACCGACUGCAGAGAAUACGAGCCACCCAGUUCAGCUGUGGUGUUUGGAGAUCCCCACUUCAUAACAUUUGAUGGUGUCAGCUACACCUUCAAUGGCAAAGGAGAAUACACUUUGGUGACGCAUAGAUUGCUGAGAAUCCAGGGCAGAACAGAGCCUGUGAACGAAACCUCGAUCAACGCAACAAUGUUGACGUCUGUCGCCAUGGAAAAUAUUCGCUUUAAUAUUAUUGAGGUCCGGCUGGCCAGCGCUCACAAUCACCUUGAAGUGCUGCAGAAUCACAAAACUCUGUCCUUUGCUGAGCAGAGCUGGAUGAACUUUGACGAUUCAUUUGUGUUUUGUCCUACCCCUACAAAUGUGACCGUGAUGUUCCCCUCUGGAGCCGGGGUGGAGGUGCGACUGAGAGAGGGAACCAUGACGACCACUGUGCUCCUGCCAGAGGAGUUUAAAGGCUCCAUUCGUGGUCUGUUGGGAAACAUGAACGAUGACCCCAAAGAUGACCUUGUUCACAGCAACGGUCAGCCCGUCCAGAACUACAGCAAUCCAGAGGAGGUGUUCAGAAUUGGGGCGAACUUCUGCAAAUGA